GGAUAGUACAUAUUAGAUACGCUCCAAUGAUUUUAACCGACUGUGUUUGGUCGCGUCCGAGAUCCACAAAUUGUGCCAAUGGGACACUCGCAGAUAUAUCGGCUAGCGGCCGCUUCGAUGAUAUUUUUUCAACGACUAUCGAAACUGUUUGAAUGUAACGCGAGAGCAAACGGACUCGCUAAAUAAACUUAAUGCCCUUAUAUGAAAUUUGCCAAUUGUUGCGAGUUAGAUCCACCAUCACUGUCAACCUGAUCAGUGUUGGACACGAUGGCUACCACGAGCACCCGAGAUGCUGCAGAAGCUCGGGAACGAGGCAACGACUUAUAUCGAGAAGGCCGGUUCAGUGAAGCGUCGAAAGAAUAUCAGAACGCUGCUACUCUGGAUCCUUCAAACCCAUCCCCAUUGUCAAACCUUUCGGCUGUCAGCUUUGAAACUGGCAGAUAUGCGGAAUGCGUUGAUUUCGCUGCAAAGGCGUUAGGCCUUCUCAAGGCUGGUCCAGCAAAUGAUACUCUUGAACAGAAAUUGCUAGUUAGGCAAGCCAAAGCUUAUCUUCAUCUGUCAAGUCCAAACAACGCCGAAGACAUCUCAAAUAGGCUAGAGCCAGGAAAGGAGGCCAAUGACCUCCGUAACUUGAUUAAGGGGUCGGGGGGAUUUGGUAAGCUCUCUUCGCAACGGAGAUUACUGCGCGAGAUGGUAUUGCAACUACCACGACUGAAACCAUGCAUACAGGACGAGCCGGAGUACUUCGGCUCUGGUGACGACGCGGCCGAAUCUGUAUACACAGCCGAGCUCGAGAAAACUGCUGGCAAGGAUCCAGUCUUGUCUAUGAUGUUCUGUGGUGUCUCAGACGCUCGUCACGUCUUCUGCACCCUCUUACAGUACUCCUCGGAGAACAAGGGUCCUCAGAAGUUACACAUAACCAUGCUGGAUCAUAAACCAAUUGUCAUAGCUCGCGAUUUGGUAUUUUUCAGCAUGCUGCAAGAAGUUGCUACUAAUCAAGACUCAAAAGAAUCAAAAGAAGUAACGUUGCUAAGUCUGAGUUACGUGUACUGCGCUCAAAUUAUCCCGCAAUUUGCAUGGGGCGAAUUACAGGGGACUAUCAAGCGACUAUUAGACAGACUCGAGAAGAAGCAACAGCCCACAGACAUGGUUUAUCUUCCGGUACAACAGAUGGACAAGGUCAUGAAUGUCCUGAAGAGUUGGCAGAACGAGCUCGCGACGCUGUACAAACCCUCUCAAAUACGUCGCAGUGUGGCUGAAAAUACUGCCAUGUUACCUGAAAUGGAAAUAUUCUUUAAGUUCAAAAUAGACCGACGGACUUUCAAUGACUUCUCCGUUCUGUUCCCCCCAGAAGAUAUGCUCCCGAUCCUCCAGCCGGGUUUGUCCACCCUCUUUGCAGAUUAUCAAGCAGGAAAGCAUGGAGCUCGGAAGCACGUCUCUAGCUACCUGAAUCAACAAUGGAAAGUAAACGUCACACUCCUCGAUGCGAAACUGCAAGCAAGGUAUAUGGGAUCAGAUGCCUUAGGCGUAAUGGGAAAACACCCAUUCAGAAUUAUCUUUGCAACGGCGAGGCAGCUAUUCGAAUUAUAUCCGCCUACUGGAUCGAUGUCUUGCUUGAAGUAUAUGAUGAAUUUCUUCGAGGAGGUCAGCCUGAGUUUACUCCAGUUACAAGAUAGGCUGACGAUCGAAAUGAUUGUUGGGGACAUGGCUGAAGUAUUGGAGAGAAUUCGCUAUGACGUCUUGGAUUUGGAUCGUCCUAAGCAGGGGGGAGAUGUAGGAGAUUCGGACUCGUCAACCACCGUCGACUGGCCUGCGCGAUAUCACUCGAUCCAUAUGAACAACGUUCCAGACUAUGUUGGAGGGUCUUUGACGAGCUUUCUCUACGGAACCCCUAUAUUAAAUAAAGGGGCUGGAACAGGCUUAACCAUGUGUAUUCUACGAAAUCCGAACUUGUGGAGUGGCCUGGAUCAUUUCAACUCGGAGCACUUGUUAAUGCAUGACCGAAAAUUGGUCGAGCAGCAUUUCCAAGUCAAGCUGGCCAAAGGACCUCCAGAAAUUGUCAUGCCGUUCGACUUGUGCUCCUAUCAUCGCUGGGAGAGAUGCGAGAGCAUACGUCCUUACCCCUUAGAGCAACUGAUAUCGCGACCGAGCUUUUCGAAAUGGUUAUAUGCCCACUUCCUCAAGAUAUGCAUACCAUUCCCUCGCCCUCAAGCUACAUGUCCUGCCUACGCACCUCUUAAUAUGACUGUAAUUCCAAGGCUGCUGGCUCGGAUGAGUGAGCUAGGCUACCCCGGUCAUUGGCUGUCGAGUAUUAUCACAUCUCUCGGCUGUGGUUCAAUCACCACCACAGCUAGAGCACCUUGGAGCAUCGUGCUUAGUCCUGCUGCCGAUCGCAAGAAACACCCAUCCCGAACUAUUUGUGUCAAGCCUUGGUCAGCAGAAUUCACUACGCUUGUCGCUCAGUGGCGGGGACUCCUCCCCUUCACUGUUGUGGUACCAAGUGGAAUCCUACCUCCACCGGAAGCCAUCGCCGAGUACUCUAUCAGGAUUCCCCAUGCCGUCGGUUCUUACCUUGACACUCCUCAUUUCACGUUGGUCUUCUGGAACUCUCAAAAGUACGGCACGCCGCCGCAGGAUCUAUACAAAAUUCUUCUUGACGAUGAGAGAGGUGAUAUGACGACCUCUGCUCAGAAGAUCAGGGCAGAUGGGAUCAACAUCUUAAGCACGUUCAAAUAUGUCUCGGAUCAUUGCACGGCUACCUUCUGGCUGAGGAGCGACACAAUGGACUUGAUGUUGAGAGAAGACUGGAGAGUGUUUAUUUGGAGAACUGAUUCGUGGUCAAGACACACACCGGGCCUGCCUCUGAAGAAUGCUGUGGUGAAAAAGAGGAACUGGGAAGAAUGCGUGGCCGCGUGAUAUCAUGUGUGUAGCGUGUAAUUGGUUUACGUAUGUGUGGACAUCGCUGGUUUGACGAUAGGGUCGCGAUUCAUUACAUAGGAACAAUUCAAGCGAGCACGUUUUCAUAUUUCUCGGCCAGCAGCCAUACGAACCGACCACAUUUACGUAGUGGAUUCGUAUGAACUGCUGUCAGAUGCUGGUAGGAGAUCUCCAGAAAAGAAGACCCGCUGAUGUGGGCGUGGUUGAGGUCUAUUUAAGAUAUGUUCUACAGGAGUGUAGGUUAUCCGAGGCGUCUGGGGUGUUAUUAGCGCCGACUGCUUUAUUGGCUGAUGGUGUCCGGCGCUUAAUACCGGCCCACCGUCUAUCUCAGAAUCUUGUUUGGUAUUACGGGGAUCAGCUACGGGGUCAAGAUGCAGAAGAUGCGUGGUAUACGCGCAUACCCAUACCCAGUCGGUAUUCCCAAUCUGUAGCCAGAGACUUGGGUUACCAUUUUUCUCCCCGCCGUACGUGAGUGGCACAAGUCUUGUUUGUCUGAGGCUCUAAACGUAGUGUACCUAUGCAGUGUAUGGUUUUUAGACCAGUCAAGGGGCUCGGCUAGCUCCGUCCGAUACAGCCGCCCGCGACUUUUCCACCAAUCGUCUUACACCGCUGCCGCUGAUCUGAGAUUGCGUUUUAGCCUAUGGCGGGAGGCGGCAAGCUGGGUACUGCCAAUUUCUAUAACUCGAGGAUAGAACAAAGAGACCAGUAUUUGUAAUAAUAUGA
Molecule: messenger RNA, 3660 nt
Organism: Daldinia vernicosa
Lineage: Eukaryota; Fungi; Ascomycota; Sordariomycetes; Xylariales; Hypoxylaceae
Exons: 4
Coding region: 268-2916 (882 amino acids)
Molecular function (GO): protein binding
Source: RefSeq, a predicted model, not a curated record